This is a messenger RNA of Fusarium graminearum PH-1, 815 nucleotides long. RefSeq lists its product as uncharacterized. The record is from RefSeq and is a predicted model, not a curated record. The transcript has a single exon. NCBI's taxonomy places the organism in Eukaryota, Fungi, Ascomycota, Sordariomycetes, Hypocreales, Nectriaceae. Bases 89 to 565 code for a protein of 158 amino acids.
AAUCAGUUCUCAUUUCUAACUCAGAACUCCCAUUAUCAUCAUCAGUAUUAUCAUAUCAACUUCAACGUUCAAACUUGCACAUACCACUAUGCCUUCUCCCAAGAAUACCUGCUUUAUUCUUCUAUCUUUCCUCGCUCAUAGCGCAGUAGCCACUCCUUCUGGCCGAACUCCAGAGAGAUCUCUCCAAGAUAUUGACACCGUUGUCUACAUUCGCAGUGAUGAUUCUGGUUUCUACAAAUCUCAGGACAUGACCCAAGCUAUCAAGGUCAAACAAGCAGCCCUUCCACUACACAAGCGGUCAAGUGCCAAGGUUGAGGCCUGUUUCUCGCCCCAGUGCACAAACUGCAGAGUUAUCUACGACGGUAGCCUCAGCAGCAAUUCGCCGUGCGUUCAAGCCGUCAACACGGCCUGUCUUAUUGUAUCAAACCUCAACGACGCAAAGAUCCAGGCCUGGAACAAAGCGCAAUGCAACGGAAACAAGUCCACCUUCCGUGGCUGUGGUGCGCGCACCAACUUUGCUGCUCCUGGUACCAAUUCCAUUGGUGUUCACAUAGGCUGCAGCUGAGUUACUGGCCUGUUACUCAAUCAGUGUCUUGAUAGUAACAACGAUGCCAGCGGGACGAGGCUGCUAUACGAUUUUGGCUGCAUCCUUUGUCCAAAAGUGGAGGUGCAGGGAUAGGUCAAGCCUGAACUAGAUGUGAGGCCAGUGUGAUAGAUCGAUGAUCUAUUAGUCAGCACAACUGCCCUUCUUUUCCCUUCUUUCAUUUUAUUUCCUCGGUAGUUCAUCAUACAAUAUACUCGACGUUACAAAAAUC